AUGGGGGGCGAGAGAAGAAGAAAAAGAAGCAGCGCGAAGCCAAGACGACUACGGAUAAUCAACUUGCUGCUGUCGUGGCCAACACUUGUUAAUGCAGUUGCGCUAUCGGACUUCACGCCUAAGAUCACAAAUUUGUCUCCGAGCUGUCAAACUGCGUACACAACCACCAUACCAGGCUGCAAAGUGAGCGAUUUCACGAACGCAGCGCAUACCUGCUCGAGCGCGUGCUUGAAUGGUCUCGUUCAGAUUAACGCGCUCGUCAACCAGAAUUGCCAAAACGAUGAUGUGUCAGAGACGAGCAUUAUUGGUCUCUUCUUACUUGGACAGGCCAUUCAAUUGCUGUGUAAUGUGGACGUGGUUACAAAGACGACUGGCUUGACACAAGGGGGCAGCGCGACACCGGCUUCGAACACAAUACCACCGAACACGUUUAUCACGUACUCAAGCACGAUGACCAUGUCGGUACCACCGUCGACCGCAUCGCCAGCUGCAUCAAUAAUUUCUAGUACUGCUCAAAUAUCCUCGCUUGUUUCACAAACUCUAUCAGCAACAACGCAAUCCAGGCCGAUGCCGUCCGCGUCAGAUGGUAUGAUCGGCAACACACCAACUGCUCCCCUUUCAACAUCAUCCUCAAUAUCUUCAUCUACUAAGACCGGAUCAACGACCACCUCAACAACAUCAAUAAACUAUGCGGCAGAAGAGUCUCAAAGAUCAGGCAACGUCGAUAGUGGCGGCGGAAGCCCAUUUGACAAUAUAGACAACUCAGAAGCAAUAGGCCUGCGUGCCCUGAUUAGCACAUUUGGCACGGUGGCCAUAGCGUUCUCGAUCGGUGCAUUGCUGAGCGUGAGCUGAACUAGAUUUAAGCUGAUGAUCUGUAACUCAAUAGUCCUCCAAGAACGUCCACGAGCUCCAUGUCAUCAGCUUUGCAUGAAACGAUUUGAUAAUCGCAUCACCAUCCUCGUCAUCAUUACUAUCACGUUGUACAACAGUACGAAACGAAUUUCAGAUACCUGGGCGCAUCAAUCCACUGAGGAAUAGAAUCGAAUGAUCACGUGCUUUGAGCAGUACAAUCCAUUUCCUUUGUCGAUUGGGGAUCUGCAUGACUGACGGCGAAGAACGGGGAAUAUGGCAAAUGAUACCACGAAGACCACAAGAAGAGUAUGUCAAAAUGGGGAUCUUGAAGAUGCGCUUCUUGAGAAGUGCAUUUUGAAUCAGACUAUCCUUUGUAUUGUAUCAACAAACUGUGUACAUAGCAAGUGAGUGCCUGCUGCUGCUACUUCAACACAACAGAAUGAACAUAAUAAGGUCUCGGAA
Messenger RNA from Verruconis gallopava, 1314 nucleotides. RefSeq lists its product as uncharacterized. The coding region runs from base 1 to 852 and encodes 283 amino acids. The record is from RefSeq and is a predicted model, not a curated record. NCBI's taxonomy places the organism in Eukaryota, Fungi, Ascomycota, Dothideomycetes, Venturiales, Sympoventuriaceae. The transcript has a single exon.